Messenger RNA from Marchantia polymorpha subsp. ruderalis, 1239 nucleotides. Lineage: Eukaryota; Viridiplantae; Streptophyta; Marchantiopsida; Marchantiales; Marchantiaceae. The record is from the annotation of a GenBank genome assembly.
AGCUUUGAAUGGUGCUACUGCGUCACAGCAGCUGCACGAGCUGACAGCGCUUCGCAGUCGGUACAUGAGAGCGCAUCGCCCGCGCGUCGCUCUUCAUCGGUCGCUGAAUGUUGGCGAGAGUGAUCGGCCCGUGCGUAGUUUCGGUGCACGGGGUGAGAUUGGAGUGUGGAAUCGAGGUGGUGGUAGAAUUUCAGGGCGAGGUGGUGUGAGAGGGACGGAGGGCAGGGAGAGGAGGGAGGGAAGCUUUGAGGUUUGUGGGGGCUUGGAGAGUGAAGUGAGAUGGCGGACUGGCAAGGGCUGGCAGUGGGCACGGUGGCAUGGGGAGCCGGAUUUGGCAUUGUGACUGCUCUGUUAGGGAAGAAGAAGUCAGGCGAGUUUUGCAAUCGCUGCGUUUCUAUGGUUCAUGUGUUUGUGGCAGCUUAUCUCUGCAUGGCCUCUGUCAGUGACUGGUCUCGCCCUCUGGAUGGCAUCGGCGGUCCUUCUUCCGCCUUACAGAUGCGUGCAAUCAAGACCAGCCUCGCGUACUUUGUAUACGAUUUCUUCUGCUGCCUGGUAGUUUUUCCGAGGGAUAUCGGCAAUGCUGUGCACCAUAUCAUCACGAUCAUGGGUCUUGGUUAUGGAUUUAUGACUCAAACGUGUGGGACAGAGCUCGUCGCGUGCCUUUGGCUCAUGGAACUGUCAAACCCUUUCAUGCAUGCUCGAGAACUCUUCAAAGAGUUUGGCAUCAAGGAUACUCCUCUGAACAUGGCGAAUGAUCUCUCUUUCGUCGUUAUAUUUACUUUGGCAAGGAUGGGAGUUGGCCCAUACGUCGUCUACCACACUCUCAACUCUCAGAGCACGCCUGUGGUCAAGUUUGGCGCCGUUGGUAUCCAGGUCGUCAGUGUCUUCUGGUUUUACAAAAUUGCUCGAAUGGUUAUGUACAAAUUGACCAAGAAGAAGAAGAAAGCAGUGUAGCUGACAUACUCCGAGCUUUACAUAAAGCUUAUGUCGCAAUUUAUUUUAGUUUAGGUCACUGCAACCAGGGCAAUUGUAUGUCAAACAUGCCUUAGAUUGAGGUUCAAAGCGUGGAGACUACACACACACAGAGAUAGUGAGAGAGCAUCGAGUGCGACUAGCAAAUGUGGGUUCUUCAGCAAGCAAUCCAAGGCUCAAAGUCUUGGCAAUUUUGGUUGUGGAGUUGUAAAUUGCAAGAAGCGUCUUUCGCUGUUCCCCCUUUUAUUUCUCAUGUGCAUAUUUGUC